Molecule: messenger RNA, 2923 nt
Organism: Psylliodes chrysocephalus
Lineage: Eukaryota; Metazoa; Arthropoda; Insecta; Coleoptera; Chrysomelidae
Source: the annotation of a GenBank genome assembly
UAUGUCUUCUGUCUUGAUUGUUAUAUUCCGGGAGUUCCAUUACUUGACUUAUUUUUGUUUUGUUGUUAUAAGUAAUUUAAAUGGAAAUUAAAUAUUUAUUUUGAUAUUUUUUAAAAUGUUUCGAAUAGAUUUAAUAGAUAAGGAUAAAAGUACAGUAAAGAUUUUUCCAGAGACGCUUGAUCAAAUUUGUCGUUUGUGUCUUAAAGAAAAUGGUACAACCAAUAUUUUCCUUGGAACAUUGGCAAAAAACGGAAAAAAAUACAUAGAUUUAAUUUCUGUGUUAUCUGUUGCUAAAGUACAGGAAGAUGAUGGUUUACCAUCCAAAAUAUGCAAUACUUGUGCUAAUAAACUGUACGAUUUUUAUAUGUAUAAGCAACAGAUAGAAACCACACAAUUACUUUUAUGCAUUGCUCUGGGUAAGGUAAUGGUACAACCUGCUGAACAGUCUAAAAGUUCUGAGAACAGCCUUCAAAUAAAAAAUAAGAAUUUAAAUAUACAAAAUGAAAUAAUUACAAUUGAUGAUGAUGAUGAUGAUGAUAAUGAGAUAAAUUUUGGAAAUAAGAAUGCCUCUUCAAGUGUUGAUAAGGAAAAUGUGCAGGAAACAAACCUGAACAAAACUCCAAAUAAAAUCGAUAGACAAACUAAUACUAUACCACCUUUUAGUAAAAGUAGUACAGGAGAUUCCAAGUUUUUCAAUAUUUUAUCAAAUAAGGAAACCCAAAACAUUGAAGAUGUUAUGGAAUGUCGGAAAGAAAAUUAUAGUUGCAUCUUGUGUAACAGUAAUGUAAAUACACAUCCGGGGCUUAACUUUUACAGUUUUCCACUAAAUAUUAAAAGAUGCAAUGACUGGAAAAGAGCUUUGAAAUUGGGUAAAAUAGAACAUAUAUCACCUAAAACUCUACACAAAAAUGUUCAUCUGUGUAGCAGACAUUUUACACGUUCAAUGUUCUAUGGGAAAAGUAAAAAUAAACUUAAAAGAACUGCAGUACCAACAGAAAAUACUGAAGACCCAAGAAGUAAAUUAAAAGUUACUGUGCAAACCGAAAAUGAAAGUCAUAUUUCUGAUAUCAAUGAAGAUACAAAUACAAAUGAUUUAUUGUGUAAUGAAUCUUUAGAAAUUUCUGAUGAUGAUGUUGAUGAUGAUGAUGAUGAUGUUGUCCCUAUUGCAAUUGCAGAUCAUAGUUAUUCAAAGAAAAUAACCAAGAACAACAACAAAGUGAAAAAAGUAAUAAAAGUAAAAGAAGUAAAAAAAGAAGUAAAAAAAGAAGUAAGAAAAGAAGAGGUAGAAGAAGUAAAAAAAGAAGAGGUAAAAAAAGUAAAGGAAAAGAAAUCUGAAAGUACUAGAUUUCAAUGUAUUUCAUUUGAUGAAAAAGGAAAUAAAAUAUACACUUGCUGUUUCUGUUUAGAAACAUUUGAAGAUAGACUGAUGUAUAAAAAACAUAAAUUUAAAGAAUAUAGGAAAAGAAGAGUAAAUCCGAAAACUAGGAUAACUUGUAGUAUGUGUGGAAAACUAGUCAGCAGAGACCGACUGAAAGCCCACAUGAUAAUCCACGGCAAAGAAAGACCCCACGUUUGCGAUAUUUGCGGAAAACGUUAUCGCAGUAGAUCAAAUUUGAAUGAUCACACACUGACACAUAAAGGUAUUAAAAACAAGGUUUGCGAAUUAUGUGGAAAGAGCUUCUACUAUGCAUGUCAGCUUCAAGUGCACCUUCAGAGACAUAGUUCAGAACCUAGUUUUAUGUGUCAUAUUUGUGGAUUUUUUUGUUCCGCCAAGGACAGUCUUAAGCGACAUGAAAAUAAUCAUCUUUCGGGAAAAGAAAUACCAGAGUUAGUACAAAAUCGAAGAUAUUUUGUGAAGAAUGAUCCCUUCGAGUUUUUAAGUGAUGAAUUAUUUAUAAAAAAUUUCCGAGUGAAUAAAGAAUUGGCUAGAUUCUUAAUCACUUUGUUGGAUCCAUUAUUAUUACCACCAAGUAGAAGAUCUGCAAUUAGUAAACAAUUAAAGGUUUUGGUUGCCUUAAAUUUUUUCGCUACUGGUUCCUAUCAAAGUAAUGUGGGUAGCAACGUACUGUGUGGGGGUGUAAGUCAAUCAACGGUAAGCAGAUGUGUAGAGGAAGUUUGUAAUGCAUUAAAUAAUGCCAUAAUAUUUAAUAAAUGGGUUAAAUUCCCACAGACCAUAGCAGAACUGGAACAAAUUCGAACAGACUUUUUUCAACAAUACAACAUUCCUGGGAUAAUAGGAGUAAUUGACUGUACCCAUAUUGCCAUCAUUCCACCACCCCGGCAUAAUGACGCGCAUAUAUAUGUCAAUCGUAAAGACUACCACUCUCUCAAUGUUCAGUUAGUGUGUGACAUCAAUCUUAAAAUCAUAAACAUAAAUGCCAAAUUCCCAGGCAGUACUGGUGAUGUCCAUAUUUGGAAUAAGUCCGCAUUAAGCACAGCAAUUAAAAAUCUACACCAAAGAAGACCAGAAUUUUAUUUAAUAGGGGACUCCGAAUAUCCACACCGCCCUUGGUUACAUGUACCUAUUCCUGAUGCUCAAGAAGGCACACCAGAAUUCCGAUACAAUCAAGCCUUCAGAAAUGCAAGAUGUUUGAUAGAACGCUGCAACGGUUUGUUGAAAAUGAGGUGGAGAUGUCUAUUAAAACCUCGAGUUUUGCAUCAUACCCCAGAGAAAGCAGGCAAAAUUACAAAUGCUUGUGCUGUUUUGCAUAACAUGUGCAUUGAGUACAAUGUGGAUGUACCACCUCGGGAAGAAGGUGAUGAAGAAGAAAUAGACUUUGGGAUAUAUCAUGAUUGUAUGGACCUUCAGUUAAUUCCUGGUAAAAACCCUGAUUUACAAAGGGCCAGGCGUAAUCAACAGAGGAUUGUUAAUAAUUAUUUUGGAAAUAUUUAAACUAUUUUUUUUUAAUUAAAUAUUUUUGUC